Molecule: messenger RNA, 913 nt
Organism: Zea mays
Lineage: Eukaryota; Viridiplantae; Streptophyta; Magnoliopsida; Poales; Poaceae
Biological process (GO): transcription by RNA polymerase III
Cellular component (GO): RNA polymerase III complex
Source: RefSeq, marked predicted
GCGGGCCGCUGCGCGUCCCUCAUACCUCACCGCCGGCGCCGCGCCGUCCUCUCACCUAUCGCCACGCGCGUUCCCGCCCGCCCCUUCGACCUCCAUCUACUGCCUCGCGGCGUUGCUUCCCGAUGUCGUUCCGAGGUCGUGGAAGAGGGGGCCGAGGGCGAGGGAGAGGUGGGGGCUUCGGGUACGACCACCCGGCCAAGCACGUGCCACACGAGGACUUUCCGGACAUCGCUCUGCCUGAGAUGAAGUGCGCCAAGGCGAGCAACGAGGAGAAAGCGCUGAUUGUGUCCACCUUGAAACUCGAGGAGUUCUGGAGGAGUUCCUGCUACUACCUGGAGGAGGAUGCUCCCAAGAAAAAGAAUGAAGACAAAGAGAUUGAAAGAUUUUCUGAUAGGAAACGUAAGACACAAAGCAAACGUGAAGGUCUUGCGUCAUAUCUCAAACUAGCUCCUUCAAAUUUCCCUUCUGAACUGGUGCAAGGAUCUAGAAGAGGGCAAGCAACCAACAAGAAACUCCGGUGGGAUAAGGAGUCAGAUGAGCAGGCAUUUGAAGCAUUUGAGAAGCUUGAACAAAAGCACAAGGAUGGAAGCAAGGUGGAGAAGGAAGGUGAUGACGAGGAUGAGCAAGAAGAGGAAGUACAAGAGGAGGAGGAAAAUUCAGACGAUGACUAUAAUCAAAAUAUCGAGUUUGAUGACGAUGAUGAUGACUGGAACCAAGAGGAUGAAGCACAGGAAGACUUCUACGAUUAAUUAUGGAUGAGCAUAUUUUUUCUCCUUUUUUCCUCUCCUUUUCACUUGUGACUUCACCCAGCAAAAUUAUUAGAGAGCAAUCUUUAUUCUGGUAUUUCUAGUCACGAUGGUCACGUGCUUUGUUAGAAACUCAGGAAUAUCAGAACAGUGAAAGACGACGUUGC